Molecule: messenger RNA, 246 nt
Organism: Funneliformis geosporum
Lineage: Eukaryota; Fungi; Glomeromycota; Glomeromycetes; Glomerales; Glomeraceae
Source: the annotation of a GenBank genome assembly
ACGAAAGUGUUUCUGAUAAUUUACUUAUUUUUGAAACUUUUAAAGAUUAUUCUCUGCUGAAAUAUGAACUAUAUCAAGAUAAAGAAGAGAAAGUAACGAUUGAUGAUAUAUUUGCAAAGAUUUUAUUAUGGAUAAUAAACUUUCGAAUUAGGUUCAACAUACCAGAGACUGCAAUGGAGUCUCUUAUAAAAUUUAUGAAAUUAGUUCUAACUGAAAUCGGUGGUGAUAAGUUUAAUAGAUUUCCAA